AUGGCCGCCCAAGUGAUGGAAGCAGUAGCCGAGAACGCGACCAAGGUCGCAACACAACUCUUCAUCGACAACCCAUACUAUCCCAUAGGCUCCCACAUCGCCAAUUACGCUCCAAACGAAUGGGCUGUCCCAGCUCUCCUGGGUGUCUUCUUUGGCGCAUGCACAGUCCUCUUCUCUUCCACCUACGUUGUCGCUAAAACUAUACAACCGACCUUGCAACGCGGUGAACUGCUCACAAUCAUGUGGUUCGUCCUCUCCGGCUCUAUUCACAUGUUCUUCGAAGGCUAUUACGCCUACAACUUCGCGACCCUCGGCAGCAAGCAAACCCUCAUCGCCCAGAUGUGGAAAGAAUACGCAUUCUCGGACUCUCGGUACCUCACUCAGAAUUCCUUGGUGCUCUGCAUGGAGACAGUCACGGCGGUUUGUUGGGGUCCUGGAUGUCUCAUUGUGGCUGCGAUGAUCAUGAAGAGACAUCCAAUGAGAUUCCCACUUCAGAUGAUCGUGUCCAUGGGUCAACUUUACGGAGACGCACUGUACUAUGCUACGAGUUUUUUUGAUCACUACGUUAUGGGCGUGAGUUAUUCCAGGCCGGAGGCGUUUUACUUCUGGGUUUACUUUGUCUUGAUGAACUUCUUUUGGAUUGUCAUUCCGGGUUGUAAGUACCUAUGUCUUCGUUCGUUGAGAUUUACGCUGACCUAGCAUCUAGUCCUAAUCUGGCAGAGUACGAUGGAAACAUCACAAGCUAUUGAGACCUUACAGAGGCUCGACCAGGGAAAGAAAAGCAGAUAG
This is a messenger RNA of Lecanosticta acicola, 789 nucleotides long. The record is from the annotation of a GenBank genome assembly. Lineage: Eukaryota; Fungi; Ascomycota; Dothideomycetes; Mycosphaerellales; Mycosphaerellaceae.